Messenger RNA from Anopheles cruzii, 1752 nucleotides. It is a transcript of the gene Dip-B, whose product is annotated as putative aminopeptidase W07G4.4. Lineage: Eukaryota; Metazoa; Arthropoda; Insecta; Diptera; Culicidae. The record is from RefSeq and is a predicted model, not a curated record. Bases 97 to 1659 code for a protein of 520 amino acids. Gene Ontology annotation, molecular function: metalloaminopeptidase activity; manganese ion binding. Gene Ontology annotation, biological process: proteolysis. The transcript is spliced from 3 exons. Gene Ontology annotation, cellular component: cytoplasm.
GUACGGUGCGUCCGGCGAAGCGGAUAGACCGAACUUUGUCGCAGUUUGUAGGCGGAAUUCUGCAGCCAAGUUCUCUUGCCUACCCGGGGAUCAGCGAUGGGCAUCGAAAGCUAUCUGCCCUGUCUGCUGCAGCCGGUGACUUCGCUGGAGCGAGCGGCGUUGGAACGGGACCAGUACGACACGAUCUGUGUGAUCGAUGGCGGUGCGGCCGAGUUGGCCGCGUCGCCCCCGCUGGCCGGCCUGUUCGCUCGCCAACGGUCCUUCGACGCCGCGUUCGAGUCGGAACUGAGCUGCUUCCGGUGCGAGGAGCUUGGCUGCCGUGUCGUCUUCAGUCCGGUCGGCGAGCUGGGCGAUUUCGACGAUGUACGGCGCUUCGCGGAAGCCGCCCAAGCCGCGGUGGGGCGGGCGAUUAAGGCGGGUGCCAUGAAGCCGGUUCUGCUGCUGCCGAACGCGGUCGAGCGGUUCGGCGAUGCGGCCCUGGUCGCGCUGCUAGGAGCGCUCCACCAGCUGUACGUGCCGCUGCAGCUCCGGGAGGACGUGCCGGAGAAGAGCCACCGGUUCCGCAGCGUCGGCGUGUACCAUCCGGAUGCGGGCCAGGUGAAGGGGUUGCUGCGCACCGUGCAGACGCUAGAGGUGGGUCGGUUCGUGGCCCGGGACAUCGGUGGUGGCGAUCCGGAGCGUAUGGCACCGCCGCGGGUGGUCGAGUACGUGCUGGGUGCGUUUGGUUCCGGCGGUCCGGUACGGGUCAGCGUCAUCGAGGAUCCGGCCGUGUUCGAGCGGGAUUAUCCACUCUUCCAGGCGGUCAACCGUGCGGCCGGCACCGUUAAGCGCCACUCGGGGCGCAUCAUCUUCCUGGAGUACAAACCACCGAAUGCAGCCCGCAAAACGGUCGGGUUGAUCGGCAAGGGCGUCACGUACGAUACCGGCGGUGCCGACAUCAAGGCGGGCGGUAUAAUGGCCGGCAUGAGCCGCGACAAGUGCGGGGCGGCUGCCGUGGCCGGGUUCAUGAAGGUGGUCGAACAGCUGCAACCGAAGGACAUCCACGUGGUCGGCGUGAUGUGCAUGGUGCGCAACUCGGUCGGCGAAGAAUGCUACGUUUCGGACGAGAUUAUCACGUCACGGGCCGGGCUGCGCAUCCGGGUCGGGAACACGGACGCCGAGGGCCGCAUGGCCAUGGCGGACGCACUCUGCCAGAUGAAGGAACGGUUCGUGAGUGAGCGGGCUGCCGAUCCGCACCUAUUCACGAUCGCCACACUCACCGGGCACGCCGUGCUCGCCGUUGGCAACAGUGCCAUCGUCAUGGAUAAUGGGCCGGCCCGGGCCGCGGACCAUGGGCUGCGGCUGCAACGGGAGGGAGAAAAGGUCGGCGACCCGUUCGAGGUGUCGGUCCUGCGCAAGGAGGACUUCGAUUUCCACAAGGGCAAAGCCUACGGCGAAGACGUUCUGCAGGCCAACAAUCUCCCGUCCAGCCGUACUCCGCGUGGACAUCAGGGACCGGCCGCUUUUCUCAUGAUGGCGACCGGGCUGGACAAGUGCGGUCUGAAGUCUUCCUAUCCGAUCAAGUAUUCGCAUCUGGAUAUUGCUGGCAGUGCCGGCGACGUGCCCGACACUCCGACGGGCUCUCCGGUGCUGGCACUGGCUCGCACCCAUCUGCUGUGAGCUUGAGACAUGGUCAAUCCACAAAAAACCUUCAACACCGACACAUCACGGUUUAAUAAAUCAAUAAAAUGCUUGCAUGCUACUACGCCCAUC